AUGACAAGCAAAGCUCGUGCCAAAUCAACAAAUAUUAAUACUCCUGCUGGUACUAAUAAAAAAACAGAUUCAGCGGAACCAUAUCAUUGUAAAGGAAAAUUCUUAGAAGAUUUUGAAGCACUAUGUCGACAAGCACAAAUUUCAUUUGUUGUACCAGUUGUGCCAAGAGCACGUCCACCAGGAACUCCAAUGGCAACAUCAUCUGCAAGUGAUGCCAAAGAUAAAGCAGCACCUAAAGCAGCUAAAGGUGCAGCAGCAAAUAAAGAACGUGAAGCUGCUAUGAUUCAACAGCAACAACAACAGCAACAAAAUAGUGAAGCUGAUGCAGGAGAAUCUUCUCGUGAAGAACCUUUACCAAAAACUUAUUCACUUCGUGAUCAUCUAGAAUAUUUUAAACCAAAAAUUCAACUUGAAAUGGAUAAUCCAGAUAAACAAGAUACUCUUACUGAAAUUCAUAUUCAUGCAUGGAAAAUUGAUCGUCCAAUUUUAGAUAUAUUUGCUCAAUCAUUUCCUACACUUGAACGUUUACAUACUCUUAAUUUUUGGCAUACUGGUUUCACAGAUGAUACACUUAAACAAUUAGCUACUUUUCUGCCCAAAUGUCCUAAUAUUCGUACACUUAUACUCGAUGCUAAUCCCAUACCAUUAGAACGUUAUGAAGUUCUUUUAACUGAUGAAAAUUCUCCAAUAGUAAAUUUAUCACUUCGACAUUGUCGAAUAACUGAACGUGGUGCUGCUUCAAUAGCUCAAGGUUUAGGAAAUGAACGUCGACAAAAUAAAAAAUUACAAACAUUAAAUUUAGCUUAUAAUUCUAUAGGUGAUAAUGGUGCUGAAUCUAUUGCAUGUAGUUUAAAAUUUAAUCGUACUUUACUUGUAUUAAAUUUAAGUUCAAAUGAUAUUAGUGAUAAUGGUGCACAAAAAUUAUCUGAAGUUUUAAGUAAAUUUCCAUUAACACAAGAAGAAUUAGUUUAUCGAAGAAAACUAAUACUUUUUUCAUCGACAAAUGAAAGUGGAGCAGGUGCUCAUUCAGCUAGACGUGGUGAUAGACGUACUUCAUUUAAUUCAAGUCCAACAGGAGUGUCAAGAAAAAAAUCUGGACUUGCUGCAGCCACAUUACCAGCAAAAUCGAAAGGUGCUGCAGCUGCAACCGGUGGAAAAGCUGAUACAAAAGAAGCAGCUAAACCUGUGAAAAAAGAUGAUAAAGCCGCGAAAAAAACUGCGACAAUUGCUGAAUCAAAACCAGCUAAAGGUGGUGGUGGUAAAGCAACUAGUGACAAAAUGGCUAAAACACUUGGCAAUCCAAAAGGUGCAAAUGCAGGUGCUGGAAAUCGUUCAGCAACACAAAGUGAAACUGAUUAUUAUGAUGAGUUUAAUAUUGGUGAAGGAAUACCAUUACUUGAUCAAAAUGCUGAAUUGAUAGACGAUGAUCUUGUUUUACCAGGAAAUAGAUGUUUACUUAGUUUAAAUUUAACAAAAAAUCGAAUAUCUGCUUCGGGUGUUCAACAAUUUCUUCAAGCAGUUCAAUAUCAAGAAAUGUUUAUAAAAUUAAAUUAUUCAUCACGAAAUUCAUCAUCAACAGGAGCACCUAUUAUUCCAAGUCAAGGUCUUCUUCGACUUGAAUUACAACGAAAUGAUUUUGUUACAACAGAAUGUGAAGCAUAUGAUAAAAUUCAAACAUUAUUAAAAAAUCGUCGUGAACCUAUUUUUAAAAGUAAAGAACCUGAAGAAACACCAACCAGUGGAAGAGAUACAGCUGGAGCUUCACAUUCAAAGACACGUGCAGGUGGCAAACAUUGA
Molecule: messenger RNA, 1797 nt
Organism: Adineta steineri
Lineage: Eukaryota; Metazoa; Rotifera; Eurotatoria; Adinetida; Adinetidae
Source: the annotation of a GenBank genome assembly